AAAACUGAAAAUCCCCACAAUUCAUCGUCCGGUUCAAGUCCUUUCUCACUCGCGACUGCUCUUUCUUUCACGCACAAAAUCCCUCUGAACCCACAUUCGAGAAAUUCGUAUCUGAUCCAUUGCAACUGAGCGAUGGAGCGGGAGAAUUGAGAACGGGAGCCAUUGGAGAUUCCAAGUUCAUCAACAACAAUCCUUAUUUCUUCGCAUUACUGGAGAAUACUGACGCGUUCCAUACAUUUUUUGAUGAACAGUUCGUGUUUCAUGAUCUAUAUAAAUCACAACUCUGCUUGAACUCCAGCGGAGAUCACUUCCAUAACAACAGGAAAAUUUGCAGAAGGUGGAGGAAGGGAGAGAUUUGGGAAGAGGAAGGUUAUACAUUAUCAAUCAAUAGUGGAGAGAAGAGAGUAUGAAGAGCGGCGGUGGUGGAGGGAGCGGAGCUUCUGCUUAUGGAUUUCCGGCGAAAAGGAGAUGGAGAGGACUCGUGAUCGGAGUUCUUGGCCUCGUUAUUCUCUCAAUGCUCGUGCCUCUUGUGUUUUUGCUCGGUCUCUACAAUGGUUUUCACACUACGGGAUAUGCAUCUGACUCGCAAAAUUCAAAACCAGGAUUUCAGCCUAGUCAUGUAGAUGAUGUUAUCAGAAAAUUGGGACCAACUCUUCCAAAGGACGUAUUUCAGAAAUAUGCCAUUGAACCUAAGAAGGAAAUUAAAGAUGUCAUGCACGAGAGUCAGGAACCAAAAGGUUUACCACCUCCAAAAGUUGAUGCCAUACCAACGCAUACCCGUGAAAAUAGUACUAAAGUUGGUGGUAGAGUUCAACCUUCCCAACGUAUGACUGCCAUGGACGAAAGUGGAAAACCAUGCGAGUGGAAGUUUGGGAGUUAUUGUAUUUGGCGACAGGAAAAUAGAGAAGUUAUCAAAGAUUCUAUGGUAAAAAAAUUGAAGGAUCAGCUUUUUGUUGCGCGAGCAUACUAUCCUAGCAUUGCAAAACUUCCGUCACAAAGCAAGUUAACUCAAGAAAUGAAGCAAAAUAUUCAAGAACUGGAACGUGUCUUGAGUGAAUCAACUACAGAUCUUGAUCUUCCACUACAGAUAGAGAAAAAGUCGCUGAAGAUGGAAGCUACAAUAGCCAAAGCUAAAUCAUUCCCUGUGGAAUGUAAUAAUGUGGACAAAAAGUUACGACAAAUAUUUGAUAUGACGGAGGAUGAAGCCAAUUUUCAUAUGAAACAGAGUGCCUUUCUCUUCCAACUAGCUGUUCAGACCAUGCCAAAGAGCAUGCAUUGCUUGUCUAUGCAGCUAACUGUUGAAUAUUUUAGAAUUGAUUCAACCAAUUUGGAGCUCUCUCAGGCCGAGAAAUAUGCUGAUCCCACUUUGAACCAUUAUAUAAUAUUCUCAAACAAUAUACUUGCAUCAUCAGUGGUUAUCAACUCAACAGUUUCAAAUUCAAAAGAAAGUGGGAAUCAGGUUUUUCAUGUAUUGACUGAUGGACAGAAUUACUUUGCCAUGAAGCUCUGGUUUUUGAGGAAUAGUUAUAAGGAGGCAACUAUUGAAGUAAUAAAUGUUGAACAUCUUAAACUUGAUGAUCAUGAAAAUGUGACUUUUGUAUUGCCUCAAGAGUUCCGUAUUUCAUUCCGUACUUUAACUCACUCUAGGACAGAAUACAUUUCAAUGUUUUCACAUUUGCACUAUCUUCUUCCUGAAAUAUUCAAGAACCUGGAUAAAGUUGUGAUCCUGGAGGAUGAUGUUAUUGUCCAGCGAGACUUAUCAGCCUUGUGGAGCCUUGAUAUGGGAGGAAAAGUUAAUGGUGCUGCACAGUGCUGUCAUAUGAGGUUUGAUGAGCUUAAAAGCUUUCUGGGUGAGAGUGGUUACAUUCAAAAUGAUUGUACUUGGAUCUCAGGAUUGAAUGUAAUUGAUCUGGCGAAGUGGAGAGAGCUUGAUCUUUCUCAAACUUUCCGUAGUUUGGUCAGGGAGGGCGGAUCAACUGAUGCUGUUGCGUUGCGUGCAAGCUUGCUUACAUUUCAGGACCUUGUCUAUGCCCUUGAUGAUUCAUGGUCUCUAUAUGGAUUAGGUCAUGACUACAAGCUUAAUGUCGAAGACAUUGAGAAGGCUGCAACAUUGCAUUAUAAUGGAUAUUUGAAACCUUGGCUGGAGUUGGGUAUCCCAAAAUACAAAGCUUACUGGAAGAAGUUUCUAGACAGAGAAGAUCUGUUCUUGAGUAAGUGUAACAUAAAUCCGUGAUAAGCUGAUGAUUCUACCACACCAUCUACUACAUAGAUUCCAUGAAAUCUGGAGCUCAACUCUUCAAGUAUUUUCGUUGACAAAUGGGAUUGCCCUCAAUUGAUAAGUUCCCAACAGAGAACUCAUUUUUUACAGUAAAUAACUACUAGCUUCAUCCAGAUCAAGUUUGCUUGUGGUGACUUCUGAUAUCAUGAGUUUUGUGGUAUUCAAUUGGGAGUUGAUGACGAAGAGAAAGCGAUAGAGGUUUCUUCUGUUUGUCUGCUAGUUGGUUUGUUGAAUGAGAAUCUGAGUUGGAAAGUGUGGCAAAUAAGGGAAAGAUGCACAAAGGCUACAAUUAUCUUCGUCCAGCAAGAUUGGCUUUGGAUUUAACUGUGCAAGUUUAAUGAGAAUACCUUGUUCUAUGCCUUAACAGGAUUAUUUGUCUGUUGAUGUCACUCAUAUUAAGAUAUAAGAUAUAUAUACAUAUAUAGUUAGAUUAGGUUCUCAUGAUUCUAGUUGGACCAAAUUCUUUUGACAAUUCUUAUUGGAUUUGAUUAUAGAGUUAUUUGGGAGGCACUUUGCCUAUUUUGUCAGCUCUGUUUUCUUCACUUUGAUUGUGCAGCUUUAAUGAUAUACAUUGGAAGUUGUGGCAGCUACAA
This is a messenger RNA of Benincasa hispida (wax gourd), 2871 nucleotides long. It is a transcript of the gene GAUT7, whose product is annotated as galacturonosyltransferase 7. Lineage: Eukaryota; Viridiplantae; Streptophyta; Magnoliopsida; Cucurbitales; Cucurbitaceae. The record is from RefSeq and is a predicted model, not a curated record. Gene Ontology annotation, molecular function: polygalacturonate 4-alpha-galacturonosyltransferase activity.